AUGCAGACCACAUCCAGGCUUCCCUGGAGGACCCUGCUGAAAGUCUUGGGAUGCUUCAGGCUGUCGAUCCCCAGGAUGCGCCAAAAAACCCAGCUGCUGGUUGCCUGUGACCCUCUAGCCUUGGAGACGAAGCAGCAGCCAUCACGCAGGAAACGAUUCGAACCGGAGAAGUCGGUGUGGGGCGAGCCAGAGUCCCUCUCCAAGAUUCCAUUUAAAGUUCUGAGGGGACACCAGCACAUUGUGAGUUCCUGCCAUUUCUGUGUGGAUGACACAAAGCUCCUCAGUGGUUCCCACGACUACACAGUGAAGCUGUGGGAUGCUGCUGAUGGAUCUCUGAUUCGCGAUUUCGAGCCCCAGCCCCAGGCUCCCAUUUUAGAGUGCAGCCUCACGGCCGACAGCAGAAGGAUUAUUGCUUCAUCCUAUGACAAAGUAGUGCAGACCUGGGACCUCGAGACAGGCAAGCAGCUGUGGAAGAUGGAGUGUGAUUCCUUCAUCGUCGCCAGUAAAUUUUCUCCUGACGGUAAAUACGUGGUCUUGGGCUUUGAUUUGGAUCAUGGAAUCUCCAUAAAGGAUGCGGAAAACACCACCACCAUUGCACUCAUCAAAGAUCAUCACAGCAAGUCCGUCACCGCCUGCUGCUUUGACCCUGACAGCCAGAAAGUGGCUUCUGUCUCGCUGGACAGGUGCAUCAAGAUCUGGGAUAUGACCGCCCAGGCCACACUGCUCUCCAUCCCCAAGGCUCAUUCCAACGCCAUCUCCAACUGCUGUUUCACCUUCAGUGGCCAUUUCCUGUGUACAUGCUCCUGGGAUAAAAGCUUAAAAAUAUGGAACAUCCAUACUGGGGAGUUUCGAAACCGGGGAGCCUGUGUGACUCUAAUGCAGGGCCACGAAGGGUCCAUCAGCUCCUGCUACUUUGCCAGAGACAACUCUUUUCUCAUUUCUGGAGGGCUCGAUAGGACUGUGGCUAUUUGGGAUGUAGGAGAAGGUUACCGGAAGCUCUCCUUGAAGGGCCAUAAUGACUGGGUGAUGGAUGUUGCCAUUAGUAACAACAAAAAAUGGGUCCUAUCUGCUUCAAAGGAUAGGACCUUGAGACUGUGGGACAUUGAAAACAUUGACCAAGUUCCUUUGGCGAUCAAGAACAGAAAGGCCAGGGGCUUAAACGUAAAACAGUGUAAAGGAUGCGGGAGGCCUUUCUCCAUCUUCGACAGUGAUAACUCUUUUGAAACAUUCAACGCAUGUGCGUUCUGCCGGAUAGAUGCAAGAGAAUUACUAGAGGAGUGCCCAUCAUCAGAAACGGAGGACUGGUCAUCAACAGACAGCAUGUAUGACUGGACUGGCCCAAGUCCUUCAAGUAGCACAGGCUACACAUAGUGUAGGUUUCAGGGCUUUGCAGGGACCUUCCCCUUGGGCCCCUUCCAGCUGAGUGAGCCUGCCAGCCUGACAGGGCAGGGCAGAGCCCUAGCUGGACUCCCACCAGAGUGAGUCUGCUCAGCUCUGCAGCACCCUUGUGGAGUGGAACUUUAUUCUUAGCUUUCAUGAAAAAUAAAUCUAGAUUCCUUCAGAAAACAAGUGUGCCUGUGCAUUCUGGAAGCAGUUUUGUUUUUUCUGGGCUCUAUGACCUGGUGUGCAUGCUGUUUCAUUUUCAGGACACAAUUAUGGGCUCAC
Molecule: messenger RNA, 1665 nt
Organism: Otolemur garnettii (small-eared galago)
Lineage: Eukaryota; Metazoa; Chordata; Mammalia; Primates; Galagidae
Gene: WDR88
Product: WD repeat domain 88
Exons: 11
Coding region: 1-1371 (456 amino acids)
Molecular function (GO): protein binding
Source: RefSeq, a predicted model, not a curated record